ACUUUGGUACUUCCCAUUGGGUAGCACUGGGGAACACGGGAAAAGCGGCGUUCGGGAAUUGUAGUCUCGGUAGGAACGUAGCUGCCCGAUCCGUGUGGCGUGGUUCUGUACCUUAGGAAGAGAUGAAUGGGAAACGGCCAGCGGAGCCCGGCCCGGCCCGGGUAGGAAAGAAGGGAAAGAAGGGAGCGAUGGCGGAGUUUUCGGUCGCUGUCACAGAGGAAACCUUGAAAACGCAGGUGGCCGAGGCCUGGAGCAGCAGGACGCCAUUCAGUCAUGAAGCCAUUGCCAUGGACAUGGACCCCUUUCUUCACUGUGUGAUCCCAAACUUCAUCCAAAGCCAAGAUUUCUUGGAAGGGCUUCAGAAGGAACUUUUGAACUUGGACUUCCAUGAAAAAUAUAAUGACUUAUAUAAAUUCCAGCAGUCUGAUGAUUUGAAGAAGAGAAGAGAGCCUCACAUCUCUGCUUUAAGGAGAAUUUUGUUUGAAGAUUUCCGGGCCUGGCUUUCUGACAUUUCUAAAAUUGACCUGGAAUCAACCAUUGAUAUGUCCUGUGCCAAGUAUGAAUUCACCGAUGCCCUACUCUGCCAUGAUGAUGAGCUGGAAGGGCGCCGGAUUGCCUUUAUUCUGUACCUGGUUCCUCCCUGGGACAGGAGCUUGGGGGGCACCCUGGACCUAUACAACACUGAUGAACACUUUCAGCCAAAGCAGAUUGUCAAGUCUCUUAUCCCUUCAUGGAACAAACUGGUUUUCUUUGAAGUGUCUCCAGUAUCCUUUCACCAGGUGUCUGAAGUCCUGUCUGAAGAAAAGUCACGUUUGUCUAUAAGUGGCUGGUUUCAUGGUCCUUCAUUGACCAGACCUCCCAACUACUUUGAACCUCUCAUACCUCGGAGUCCUCACAUCCCACACAAUCAUGAAAUUUUGUAUGAUUGGAUCAACCCUACUUAUCUGGACAUGGAUUACCAAGUUCAAAUUCAGGAAGAGUUUGAAGAAAGUUCUGAAAUUCUCCUGAAGGAAUUUCUUAAGCCUGAGAAGUUUGCAAAGGUCUGUGAAGCCUUGGAGAACGGAUAUGUGGAAUGGAGCAGCCGAGGUCCUCCUAACAAAAGGUUUUAUGAAAAAGCUGAGGAGAGUACGCUUCCUGAUAUCCUGAAGGGCUGCAUGGAGUUAUUUCACUCCGAGGCACUGUUCCUGCUACUAUCCAACUUCACAGGCCUGAAGCUUCACUUCCUGGCCCCUUCAGAAGAAGAUGAAAUUGACAACAAAAAAGAGGGAGAAGCAGCCUCUGCUACUGAGAGUACCGAAGAAGGGACCAGCCAUAGCUCCUCUGAGCCAGAGAAUAAUCAGGCAGCCAUCAUCAGCAACAGCCAACAGAGCAAUGAACAGACAGACCCAGAACCAGAGGAAAACGAAACAAAGAAAGAGUCAAAUGUUCCCACAUGCCAAGGGGAAUUAAGGCACUGGAAGACUGGCCACUACACUUUAAUUCAUGACAACAGCAAGACUGAAUUUGCCCUGGACUUACUUCUUUACUGUGGCUGUGAAGGCUGGGAGCCAGAUUAUGGUGGCUUUACUUCCUAUAUUGCCAAAGGUGAAGAUGAAGAGCUGCUAACAGUGAAUCCAGAAAACAAUUCUUUGGCAUUAGUCUACAGAGAUAGAGAGACUCUGAAAUUUGUCAAGCAUAUUAACCACCGAAGCCUGGAACAAAAGAAAACCUGCCCAAACAGAACAGGUUUCUGGGACUUUUCAUUUGUCUACUAUGAAUGACAGGACUGGGCAAAGCUGAACAAAAAAAUGACCCUUCAUCAGUACCAAGGACUUCUGGAAGAGCUGGGCAUGGACUAAAGAACUACAUGGUAGCUUGUCUAUCUGACAGUGUUCUUAAAACUGGUUGUCCUUUAAUCAUGACUGUCCUCAACCUAGACCUUGAGCUUGGAGCUAUGUACUUACCUCUUGACUUAAAACAAAAAAAAAGAGCGUUUUUUUUAAACAU
This is a messenger RNA of Carlito syrichta (Philippine tarsier), 1986 nucleotides long. It is a transcript of the gene OGFOD1, whose product is annotated as 2-oxoglutarate and iron dependent oxygenase domain containing 1. Gene Ontology annotation, molecular function: L-ascorbic acid binding; iron ion binding; peptidyl-proline dioxygenase activity. Lineage: Eukaryota; Metazoa; Chordata; Mammalia; Primates; Tarsiidae. The record is from RefSeq and is a predicted model, not a curated record. Gene Ontology annotation, cellular component: cytoplasm. Bases 123 to 1760 code for a protein of 545 amino acids. Gene Ontology annotation, biological process: regulation of translational termination; peptidyl-proline hydroxylation. The transcript has 13 exons.